Messenger RNA from Brassica rapa (field mustard), 1082 nucleotides. Its product is annotated as rac-like GTP-binding protein RHO1. Lineage: Eukaryota; Viridiplantae; Streptophyta; Magnoliopsida; Brassicales; Brassicaceae. The record is from RefSeq and is a predicted model, not a curated record. Gene Ontology annotation, molecular function: GTPase activity; GTP binding. Gene Ontology annotation, biological process: small GTPase-mediated signal transduction.
AGAGAGAGAAUAGAGAACGUUUCAACUCCAUUUUUCCCGGCCAAAGCUAAACUAACUGUUUCGUUUUCGUUUCUGUCACUUCCCAUCUUUCUGGGACAAAGUCCGUUCCUUCUGAUCCCCAGAUUGUCGAUUUAGUUUGAGCAUCGAGAAGAAGAAGAAGAAGCUUAACAGAAGGAUCUCAAAUUCAAGGCCUGCUUAGCCUGAAUCUUUGUGCUUUAAAAAAAAAUAUUUUUGUUCAAAUUUUCCCUGAAAAUUAUAAUCUUUUGAGGGAGAAAAUGAGCGCUUCGAGAUUCGUAAAGUGUGUAACGGUUGGUGAUGGAGCUGUCGGAAAAACAUGUUUGUUGAUUUCUUACACAAGCAACACUUUCCCUACGGACUAUGUGCCCACCGUUUUCGAUAAUUUCAGUGCUAAUGUGGUGGUUAACGGAGCCACCGUUAAUCUUGGAUUGUGGGAUACUGCAGGGCAAGAGGAUUACAACAGACUAAGACCACUGAGCUAUCGUGGAGCAGAUGUUUUCAUCUUGGCCUUCUCUCUUAUCAGUAAAGCCAGUUAUGAAAACGUCUCCAAAAAGUGGAUCCCUGAGCUGAAACAUUACGCUCCUGGUGUCCCCAUCAUUCUCGUUGGAUCAAAGCUUGAUCUUCGAGAUGAUAAGCAGUUCUUCAUCGACCAUCCUGGUGCUGUCCCCAUUACUACUGCUCAGGGAGAGGAGCUGAGGAAGCUUAUAGAUGCACCUACUUACGUCGAAUGCAGUUCCAAAUCUCAAGAGAAUGUGAAAGCGGUGUUUGACGCAGCCAUACGAGUGGUCUUGCAACCUCCGAAGCAGAAGAAGAAGAAGAGCAAAGCGCAGAAGGCAUGCUCCAUCCUAUGAUGAUGAUGAUGAUGGUGAUGAUUGGGAAAGCUCUGUUUUUAUAUAUUUGUGGUUUUGGUAUGUUGAAAUUUCUAACAAUGCAUCAAUGAGUUAAUGGACAGACACCCAAGUUUGGUUUUGGUCUUUUGUUUUGUUCUUAUAAUUAAGUGGAGUUUAUUCGAAUUAAACAACUUUUGCUUCUGCAAUUAAUUAUGAACCAGUUUCAAUCCCCAA